AUGACAGAUCGAUUCAACAACGGCGGCUACACCGGACCACCCGUACCGUUAUGCGGCCUUUUAUAUCCGUCUCCUCAUCCUUCCUCCUCUGCUUCUCCGUUUCUUCCAACCUAUCCUCUUAAUUUAAGCCAAGGAGUGUUUGAUCCGAUGAUCUCUCACGGCUCUUACCUCCUAUCACCAUCUGAUCGCUCGAAUAACUCUUCUUACGGUGGUCCUUCUCUACCUCAAACGACGCCUUCUUCAUCGUUUUACGUUAACAACAGCCGACCUGGAAGCUUCGAUCAUAGAGGUAGUGAAGAUUCAUAUACAAACAUGUUACCAACGAGUGGAUUAUACACUUCAAGGGAAACAUAUGAUGUGGCAUUUCCCACUGAUUAUCCUGUGGACAGCUCAGCUACAGUGUCUUCUUCAGCAGACAUGUUAAUCAGAAACUCUGAGAAACGUUUCUUUAAACGUCCUAUCCCCUCGCCUUCUUCUGGUCUUUAUGGCAGUGGUUUAGAUGAGAAACGCCUCAGACAAUACCAUGAUGGCUGUGAUAGAUUUGAGAUUGUAGAUACCGUCUUUGAUAAAAGUCAGACUAGUCAUGAUGCCUCUGAUAAUAAUAUUCAGAGUCAGACUAGUCAUGAUGCGUCUGAUAAUAAUAUUCAGUCGAGCUUUCACGGUUCUUCUUCUGUUGAGCCUGUUAAUUUCAACGUGUUGCUUGGUUAUGGGGAAGUUACUGGUCAUGCCAAUCCGGAUCGUUCAAGUAGUCCCAGAGCUUCCCACACGCUACAAUUUGAUAGUAGCAAGUGCUCGGGCUCACCGUUGAAGGAGAAACAAGAAGGUAGUGGAGUCUCCUCUCUUUAUCACACUCCGAAAACUUUUGUUACUGACAGUGAGAAUGGUGGUGUUUCUGAAACGUCCUUGAAGAAUGUGAUUGAUGAUUUAAAUUGUGAUGAGCAUAUAUCGUGGAAACACUUCAUGGUAGGGCCUUCAGCUCCUACUAUGUUUGAUAUGGGAAGUGAGUCAUGUGUUGCAAUGAAAGCGGAUAACAGUGAUGAUAAUCAACCUAGUGAAGAUGUUGAAGCCAGUGAAAAGACUGAUUUGGGUAUCAAAGGGAAUAGUAAAUCGAAUGCUGAUGAUGUCUCAACUGGCCAACCACCCGAAAGGCAAGGAGAUCUCCGGUCCCUGGAUUCUUGUCCGAGAGUCUCUUCUGUGGUUAAUGCCAUGCAUAAUCUGUCAGAGGUGCUUGUUUAUGAAUGCUUCGACAAUGGGAACUGGCUGAAUCCGGAGAAACUUGAGAGCCUUGAUAAAGUAGUAGAGAAUAUCACCAAGUGCUUAAAGAAAAUCACUGGUAACAAGACAGUUACAGUGGAAGCUUCAAUUCCAACUCCAACUCAAGCUGUGCAUGUUUCCUGUCCAAACGUGGGUGACCUUAAUGAGGCCUCAAAUGUAGUUGCUAAAGAGUGUGAAGGGUUUAAUGUCAAGCCAUUGGGUAACUCUGGCUUGAAAGAGCCGGUGGAUAAGAAUAUGUAUGAGGAUGAGAUGACACAGAGUAUUAAGAACAUACUAGCUACCAACUUUCCUGAUGGUGAAGAAAACCACCCACAAACUCUCUUGUACAAGAGUCUCUGGCUCGAAACUGAAGCUGCCUUAUGUUCCAAAACUUGCAUGACUCGGUACCAUCGCAUCAAGAAGGAGAUUGAUAAUCUGAAAUUGCAGAAUAGAGAGAUUUCUGCUGAUGCAUCAACUUUUAUGCAAGAGCCUUUUCUUAACUCCCAAAAACCGGUUUCCGUUAUGAACAGUGUAGAGCAGGAAACGAGUGAUUCAUUCAUCAGACACGGAAGCAAUAGUGGGAACGAUAUAUUAAAAACGAGUCAUGACGCACCACAAAGCUCUAGAUUCAACUCUGAUUCCGUGGAUUCAGUACUACUAGGCCUUAUGUCCAGAAGCUUUACGGGUGGUUUAGGACAGGAAGAUCACGGAAACUUCAAGCCUGAUGCUGCAACCUCUGGAAAGAUACCGGACACAACACGCAAGGAAAAACAUAAUGAUGUGAUAGACCGGUUUCAGAUUCUGAAGCAGCAGGAAACAAAGCGCAAACUCAAGUCUCAGAACUGCGACCAGGAGGAGAAUCCAGAAGCUUCUGAGGUUGCUAAUAUUGGCAGAAGCAGCCAAAUGAGUGAUGUCAUGGAUAGAUUCAAGAUACUAAAACGCCGGGAAGCUGAGAAAGUUCAGGAAUCCCUCAACAGCUUGGACUCAGAUUCAGAUUCUGAGCCAAGAAACAAGACACAAAUUUGUGAGCAUCUCUGGUCAGACUCGAUGGUGACAAUAGGUGGAAAUUCUGUGACAGAGACGUGUGCCGCCAAUACUGAAGAACCAUCUGCAUCCGGCGAAGGCUGCGAGAGCCCGACUUCGGAUUGGGAACAUGUCGGCAAGGAUAAUUGAGUCCUUUAACUUCCUUGGACAAGAAGUUUCGAUCGUUUUUAUGGUUUGUCUAUAAAAGAGCAAAAGCUAUGUGGAACUACACUAAUCGAAACUUUUGCGUGUCCUUA
Eruca vesicaria subsp. sativa (arugula) is the source of this 2534-nucleotide messenger RNA. Lineage: Eukaryota; Viridiplantae; Streptophyta; Magnoliopsida; Brassicales; Brassicaceae. The record is from the annotation of a GenBank genome assembly.